GGUGCGAGGAGGUCGAGGAGGCACGUUGGCACCCGACCCUGGCAUCCUGCACCCCCAGGAUGCUCCCCUGUGCCUCCUGCCUACCCGGGUCUCUACUGCUCUGGGCGCUGCUGCUGUUGCUCUUGGGAUCAGCUUCUCCUCAGGAUUCCGAAGAGCCCGACAGCUACACGGAAUGCACAGAUGGCUAUGAGUGGGACCCAGACAGCCAGCACUGCCGGGAUGUCAACGAGUGUCUGACCAUCCCUGAGGCCUGCAAGGGAGAAAUGAAGUGCAUCAAUCACUACGGGGGCUACUUGUGCCUGCCCCGCUCCGCUGCCGUCAUCAACGACCUACAUGGCGAGGGACCCCCGCCACCAGUGCCUCCCGCUCAACACCCCAACCCCUGCCCACCAGGCUAUGAGCCCGACGAUCAGGAGAGCUGUGUGGAUGUGGACGAGUGUGCCCAGGCCCUGCACGACUGUCGCCCCAGCCAGGACUGCCAUAACUUGCCUGGCUCCUAUCAGUGCACCUGUCCUGAUGGUUACCGCAAGAUUGGGCCCGAGUGUGUGGACAUAGACGAGUGCCGCUACCGCUACUGCCAGCAUCGCUGCGUGAACCUGCCUGGCUCCUUCCGUUGCCAGUGCGAGCCAGGCUUCCAGCUGGGGCCUAACAACCGCUCCUGUGUGGAUGUGAACGAGUGUGAUAUGGGGGCCCCAUGCGAGCAGCGCUGCUUCAACUCCUAUGGGACUUUCCUGUGUCGCUGCCACCAGGGCUAUGAGCUGCACCGGGAUGGCUUCUCCUGCAGUGAUAUUGAUGAGUGUAGCUACUCCAGCUACCUCUGCCAGUACCGCUGCGUCAACGAGCCAGGCCGUUUCUCCUGCCACUGCCCACAGGGGUACCAGCUGCUGGCCACACGCCUCUGCCAAGACAUUGACGAGUGUGAGUCUGGUGCGCACCAGUGCUCUGAGGCCCAAACCUGUGUCAACUUCCAUGGGGGCUACCGCUGCGUGGACACCAACCGCUGUGUGGAGCCCUACGUCCAGGUCUCUGACAACCGCUGCCUCUGCCCAGCCUCCAACCCUCUGUGUCGAGAGCAGCCUUCAUCCAUUGUGCACCGGUACAUGACCAUCACCUCGGAGCGGAGCGUGCCCGCUGACGUGUUCCAGAUCCAGGCGACAUCUGUCUACCCUGGUGCCUACAAUGCCUUUCAGAUCCGUGCCGGAAACUCGCAGGGGGACUUCUACAUUAGGGCCUCCGGUGUGGCUGUCUCUGAUGGUGUCAUCAAGGUGUUCAACGACAUGAAGGUGCGUAAGUCUUCAACACCAGAGGAGGUGAAGAAGCGCAAGAAGGCGGUGCUCUUCUGCCUGAGUGAGGACAAGAAGAACAUCAUCCUGGAGGAGGGCAAGGAGAUCUUGGUGGGCGACGUGGGCCAGACUGUCGACGACCCCUAUGCCACCUUUGUCAAGAUGCUGCCAGACAAGGACUGCCGCUACGCCCUCUAUGACGCAACCUAUGAGACCAAGGAGAGCAAGAAGGAGGACCUGGUGUUUAUCUUCUGGGCCCCUGAGUGUGCGCCCCUUAAGAGCAAAAUGAUCUAUGCCAGUUCCAAGGAUGCCAUCAAGAAGAAGCUGACAGGGAUCAAGCAUGAAUUGCAAGCAAACUGCUACGAGGAAGUCAAGGACCGCUGCACCCUGGCAGAGAAGUUGGGGGGCAGUGCUGUCAUCUCCCUGGAGGGCAAGCCUUUGUGAGCCCCUUCUGGCCCCCUGCCUGGAGCAUCUGGCAGCCCCACACCUGCCCUCGGGGGUUGCAGGCUGCCCCCUUCCUGCCAGACCGGAGGGGCUGGGGGGAUCCCAGCAGGGGGAGGGCAAUCCCUUCUCCCCAGUUGCCAAACAGACCCCCCACCCCCUGGAUUUUCCUUCUCCCUCCAUCCCUGACGGUUCUGGCUUUCCCAAACUGCUUUUGAUCUUCUGAUUCCUCUUGGGUUGAAGCAGACCAAGUUCCCCCCAGGUACCCCAGUUGUGGGGGAGCCUGUAUUUUUUUUAACAACAUCCCCAUUCCCCACCUGGUCCUCCCCCUUCCCAUGCUGCCAACUUCUAACCGCAAUAGUGACUCUGUGCUUGUCUGUUUAGUUCUGUGUAUAAAUGGAAUGUUGUGGAGAUGACCCCUCCCUGUGCCGGCUGGUUCCUCUCCCUUUUCCCCUGGUCACUGCUACUCAUGGAAGCAGGACCAGUAAGGGACCUUGGAUUAAAAAAGACAAUAAUAAAAAGGCUCAUUAA
Messenger RNA from Mandrillus leucophaeus (drill), 2255 nucleotides. Its product is annotated as EGF-containing fibulin-like extracellular matrix protein 2. Gene Ontology annotation, molecular function: actin filament binding; calcium ion binding. The transcript is spliced from 13 exons. NCBI's taxonomy places the organism in Eukaryota, Metazoa, Chordata, Mammalia, Primates, Cercopithecidae. Gene Ontology annotation, cellular component: cytoplasm; actin cortical patch; lamellipodium. The record is from RefSeq and is a predicted model, not a curated record. The coding region runs from base 60 to 1727 and encodes 555 amino acids. Gene Ontology annotation, biological process: cell motility; actin filament fragmentation; actin filament severing.